Molecule: messenger RNA, 4332 nt
Organism: Apus apus (common swift)
Lineage: Eukaryota; Metazoa; Chordata; Aves; Apodiformes; Apodidae
Gene: MYLK3
Product: myosin light chain kinase 3
Exons: 13
Coding region: 62-2686 (874 amino acids)
Biological process (GO): positive regulation of apoptotic process; protein phosphorylation; intracellular signal transduction
Cellular component (GO): nucleus; cytoplasm
Molecular function (GO): protein serine/threonine kinase activity; ATP binding
Source: RefSeq, a predicted model, not a curated record
UCUGAUUUAUGAUUCAUGAAAAGCCAGCCUAAUCUGUCUGACAUCCUGCUGUCUGGCCACGAUGUCUGCGGGUAGCUUGGACCUUGCAGAGGGAAAUGCCCUGACCAAGUUACAGCCUACAAAAGUGAACACUUUGAGUCUGAUGGACAAAAAACUGAAUCUCUUGAAUGAAAAGAUGGACAAACUGUUGCAUUUCCAAGAAGAUCUGACAGGCAAACUGCAGCGAGUUAACAAAGGCAUUGAUGAUGUAGAAAAAGGCAUUAACAAGCUGACAGUGUCCCGAGCAGCUCCUGAUGAGACAGAUGCAAUGAAAAAAGGCCUAAAGGUAUCGGACUGUACUCACCAGACUGAUGGCCAGAGCAUAUGCUCAGAAGUGUUGAAGUUGAUGAAAGCUGCCCAGCUGGAUGCUUCAAAGCAUAAGGAGAGGCUGGCAAAGAUAGAGAAAAGGGUUGAUACACUGGAUAAAGUUACUACAUUUGUGGGAGAAGUAUUAAAAAAUUCUAAAGUAGUGGAUUUUAUUCUUAAAGGCAUUGUGCCCUGGAAGAAGGGGAAUCUGCUGGAAAUCCUUGUUGAGGCCAAAGAUAAGCCUGAGGAGAGUGGUGCAAAACCUAAGCAUGUGCUUAGUAACAGAGGAACCCAAACUGAAAGCAAGAAGACUUUGGAAGAGGCAAAAAGUGGGAAAAAGCUGGAUGAAAACAAGGGAGCAUGUGAGAAGGUGAACGCUUCUAGUGCUGCAGCCCACAAAGCUGACUCCAAACCCCAAGUUAAGGAGAGGACGGCGCAGCAACAAGCAGCAGAAGGUGCUGGCAAAACAGAAAGCUCUAAGAGCUGUCAACAGCUAAAGGACAUUGGAGUCAAAGCUUUGGAUCAACACAACGGUCUUCCCUUCGUAAAUCAAGACCAUGUAAGCAACCAGAAUGUUCCUGGUAAAGCACACGAUACGGACAGAGCCCCACGCCUCGAUGAGUGCCACAAGCAGCUCGUUAAUCAGAAACUCAGAGAGAAUGAAAACAAACCUCCCCUGCCCAGCGCGGCAUCCCGGGACGCUGUGCCCUCCACAUCAUGGGCUAUAUCUCACACAGGGUGUGAAGUGACACGUAGCAGGGUAUCCAUUGAUAUACAUAUGACUGAAAUGAAAGAAAAUACUGAGAAGACCAAGGAAGGAGGCUCAAAUGAUCAGAGAGGUAAAAGUCCCAAAGUAAAAUCCCCAGCCUCUGCACCAGCAGAAGUGGAAGGAGUUUCACAGCUGCCUGACAGAUUAAAAGUUCAAGAGAGUCCUAAAAACAUCAGCCCUGAGCCAAAUCAAGAAGUGAAAGAGGACAAUAAGCAAAAUGAACUUGCACCUCAAGCAGGGAAGCAACAGUCAUUACUGAACAAGCCCAAACCAGGUAAAAAGGCUGAAGAGAAAACAGAAUUAAAAUGCAAGCCUGUAACCACAGAGAAUUCCCCUGCAAAGGAGCCCACAAAAGAUCUCAGAGAAGAAGUGAAAAUCCAUCAAAAAACAGAAAAAGCAGCAGAAUCCCUCAUGGGUACCAAUUCUGAGAGGAGCGAAUAUGAGUCUGCAUCUUCAGGGGGAAGUGAAAAUGAUACCUGUCAGAGUACAGGAAUGGCAUCAGAGAAGAGUAAGCCAUGGGAAGCUAGCAAAGAGCUGCCCACACAGGAUGAAAUGAUUCUUGAUGACAGCCCUUCUCCUCCGGCUCCUUUCGAGCAUCGCAUGGUGAGUGUCAAGCAAACAGAGGUGGCAACGUGCUACGCGGUGUGUCGUCAUGAAGUGCUGGGGGGGGGACGUUUUGGGCAAGUUCAUAAGUGCACGGAAAUAUCAACUGGUCUCAACCUGGCAGCCAAAAUCAUAAAAGUGAAAGGAGCAAAAGAGAAGGAGGAAGUAAAAAAUGAAAUUAACAUCAUGAAUCAAUUAAAUCAUGUGAAUCUGAUCCAGCUUUAUGAUGCUUAUGAAACAAAAAAUAAUAUCACUCUGAUCAUGGAAUACCUUGAUGGUGGUGAAUUAUUUGACCGGAUUACAGAUGAAAACUACAGUCUAACCGAGUUGGAUGCCAUCCUGUUUACCAAGCAGAUUUGUGAAGGAGUCCACUACUUGCACCAGCAUUAUAUUCUCCAUUUAGAUCUGAAGCCUGAAAACAUAUUAUGUGUAAAUCAUACGGGACACCAGAUUAAAAUUAUUGACUUUGGAUUAGCAAGGAGGUACAAACCUCGUGAGAAACUGAAGGUUAAUUUUGGAACUCCAGAGUUCUUGGCUCCUGAAGUGGUGAAUUAUGACUUUGUUUCCUACCCAACAGACAUGUGGAGUGUAGGCGUCAUCACAUACAUGUUACUUAGUGGCUUGUCUCCAUUCCUGGGAGAAACUGAUGCAGAAACAAUGAAUUAUGUGGUCAACUGCAGCUGGGAUUUUGAUGCAGAAGCAUUUGAACAGCUGUCAGAGGAAGCUAAAGACUUUAUUUCCAGACUACUUGUGAAGGAGAAAAGCUGCCGGAUGAGCGCAACGCAGUGUCUGAAGCACGAGUGGUUAAAUGACCUACCUGGCAAAGCCAAGAAGUCCAAGCUUCGCCUGAAGUCCCAGUUGCUGCUGCAGAGUUACAUGGCUCACAGAAAAUGGAAGAAACAUUUUUAUGUGGUGGCUGCUGCUAACAGGCUGAAGAGGUUUCAGAGUAUGUCUGUCAAGCUUGCGUGAGCUUGUAUGAGGCAUCUUACCGGCUCUUGGAGGUGGAUGUGAAGCCAUAAAAAGGACUCAGGAUCUUCAAUAAUUUCUACGCCUUUAUUUUUUAACAUAGGUGUUUGGGUCUGUCCUCCAAAUAUUGUGUUAGUGUUAAGGUUCCAGAAGUGCCUCAUGGCAGAGGCACUGCAAUAAUUUCUAAAAGCAGAAGCUACUUUGUUUGUUUUUAUGAUUUUUUUAGUUGUUGUACAUAGUGACGGAAACACGUGGCUGUUCCUGGGACUGACUUCUUGCUGAAGGCUUUGAAUCUGCAGAGUAUAUUGUUGUGUUUACACCAGAAAACACCUUGUCAGUUUUCUGGUAUCUCACACCAGCAUGGGAUCUGUAAAGACUUUGUUAAUGAUUGAUGUGUGUCAACAGCUUUAGAGCACUGCCACAGCAGUGGCACAUUUUUUCCCUCAGGUGUCUGUUAGUUAGAACAAAAUAUUGCAUAUUGUGUUCUUCUAUAAUUUUUCAGAAAAUAUUAAUUUUUUCCCCCAGAACACAACAAUGAUCCAGUGCAGCUGCUCGGCUGAAUGAUUUUGGUUUGUUGGGUUUUUUAAUUCUAGACUCUUCUAAAAAACAGUCGUGAGGAAUCCUGGUUUGAAGCCUCUAAAGUUAGUUGGUCCAUUGUUGGGUUUUUUAUUAUGAGGAGUUGAACUGAACUGGAUUGAUUGAACUUUUGGAAGGAGACAGGUGAAACUGCCACAAAUAAAAGUUGCCUAAUGACUGGUAUAUGCAAAAAGAUCUCAUGUUGUCCAGGAAAGAUUUCCAGACAUUGUUGUAUACGGAUUUAAAUUGUGUAAGUGCUUCUCAUUGGCUGUGACUGCAGCUGUUAAUCUUGUAAGUUUUAGUUCAAGGAUUUUUUUUUCUCCUCUGACAGUUUUAAUGAAGUCUGAGAAGUUGAUAAGGGGUGAUAUGCAAAAUAGGUUUUAUUGCUGUUCAUUAGGAGAGAAUGGGUGCGUUGCCAGACUCUGCUUUAGCCCAGUUAGGAGGUUGAAGCCCGUUUUCACCCCCACUUUGCUCUUGAACAUUAAAUGCUUUCUUUACAAUACUAACUUAGUUUGGAUUUUAAAGCUUUUCCUGAUGUAUAAACAAUUGGAGAUACUUACAGCCUCUCAGCUAAAAUUAUAAUGUUAUUUAUUAAACUUGUGGUUUCCUUCAUUCCUAUUCUACAUUCUGCAAAACUCUGUGAGCUGGAUGGGCUCUUAGGAAAAACAGAAACUACUACUACUAAAACUAGCUUUUCAGCAAAGACAUCAAACCACUGAAAAGUUCCAUUUAACUUCGUAGACUUUCAUGUCCUUUGAAUUAGCAAAACUGUUGGUUGCUAAUAAAGAGUCUUCAUCAGUAAGACUGGCUUAUGCUUGUCUAGUUACCUUUUCCACUCUAGUGCCUCUUCACUGGGCAUAGUCCUGAAUUCUGGACUUCUGCAGCAUUUCCAAAAUUGAGGCAGAGAAUUAAUAAAAUCAGGAACAAUAAUCUUGACAGUGUAUCACCUUCUGUGAAGGCCUGCUUUUGUUCUUCUUUUCCUUCCACAGUGGUUCUGCAUGCGAAAUGUGAUUAUAUCAGUUGGUAUGUAUAUUUCUGAAUUAAUACUAAUAAAUCUCAUUGAAGUGGAACAA